AUGGCCCAAAAAAAUGUUUUAAACGUGCCAAACCGCAAUUACCGCAUUUUAAACCUUAAUUACAUUGCGGUGCGCGUGCGAUCCGGAAAGGGAGGUUAUUACAAAAGGCUUUGGGAUCCUCCGGAUCCCGCACGGGCCAACUUUAUUUGCUUUAGGCAAAGCAGGGAACCACCCUUUGGGUAA
Messenger RNA from Gaeumannomyces tritici R3-111a-1, 183 nucleotides. RefSeq lists its product as hypothetical. NCBI's taxonomy places the organism in Eukaryota, Fungi, Ascomycota, Sordariomycetes, Magnaporthales, Magnaporthaceae. The transcript is spliced from 4 exons. The coding region runs from base 1 to 183 and encodes 60 amino acids. The record is from RefSeq and is a predicted model, not a curated record.